Molecule: messenger RNA, 2201 nt
Organism: Sinocyclocheilus rhinocerous
Lineage: Eukaryota; Metazoa; Chordata; Actinopteri; Cypriniformes; Cyprinidae
Product: interferon-induced GTP-binding protein Mx2-like
Exons: 14
Biological process (GO): defense response to virus; receptor internalization; synaptic vesicle budding from presynaptic endocytic zone membrane
Cellular component (GO): nucleus; microtubule; cytoplasm
Molecular function (GO): GTPase activity; GTP binding; microtubule binding
Source: RefSeq, a predicted model, not a curated record
AUGAAGGGCGAGGUUCACCAUCAUUUAGAGGAGAGCAUUCGUCCAUACAUUGACCUGAUUGACACUCUGCGCUCCGUUGGCAUUCAGAAGGACUUGGCGUUACCGACUAUCGUAGUGAUCGGAGACCAGAGUUCUGGGAAAAGCUCUGUGCUGGAAGCACUGUCUGGAAUUGCGUUGCCAAGAGGAAGCGGAAUUGUCACUAGAUGUCCACUAGAGCUGAGGCUGAGGAACGUAACAGGUGGAGUCAGCUGGAAAGCUGUUCUGCCACGCUUGUCGUAUGAGGAGAAGAUAAUUGAAUUCGGGGAUCCUUCAUUAGUUGAAAAACAUGUUGAAGAAGCCCAGAAUGAGUUAGCUGGAAAAGGGGUGAAAAUCUGUGAUGACCUCAUCACUUUAGAGGUCAGGUCAGCAGAUGUGUGUGACCUCACACUGAUCGAUCUACCUGGAAUCGCUCGAGUCCCAGUGCAAGGACAACCACAAGAUAUUGGAAACCAGAUCAAACGUCUGAUCAUGAAAUUUAUUGAGAAGCAAGAGACUAUAAACAUGGUAGUGGUCCCAUGUAACACAGACAUUGCAACAACUGAAGCAUUGAGAAUGGCACAAGAAGUUGAUCCUGAGGGCAUAAGAACUCUUGCCAUUUUGACCAAGCCAGACCUCAUAGACAGGGGAACCGAGAAGAAUAUUCUGGCCGUUGUCCAGAACAAAGUGAUUCCGCUCCGCAAAGGUUACGUCAUGGUGAAGUGUAGAGGACAACAACAGAUCGAUGAGAAAAUUCCUCUGGUGGAGGCGACACAAAUUGAGAGAGAUUUCUUCCAAAAUCAUGACUUUUUCAGACCCCUCUUGGAUGAGAAUAAAGCGACUGUUAAAUGUCUUGCCAUCAAACUCACUCAAGAUCUCGUCAGUCAUAUUAAGAAAUCACUGCCAAAGCUUGACGAGCAGAUAAAAAAGCAGUUGUGGGAUGUGAGGAAUGAGCUGAAGGAGUGUGAAGCUGGACCACCACAGGACCUGAAGGGAGCCAAACAAUUCCUCAUUAAAAUAUUAACAAAAUUCAAUGAUAAAAUCAAGUCCUUAUCAUUUGGAGAGCUGAUCAUUAAGGACAAUUUGUUUGUCCAGCUUCGGACUGAAUACAAGAAGUGGAAUGAUGGUCUUAAUGACACAAAGACGUCCUGUCAUCAAAGCAGAUACAAACAGUGAAAAGUGCUCCAGAAUUACAGAGGAAGGGAACUGCUCGGCUUCAGCAACUACAGAGUUUUUGAGAUGAUUUUGCAGGACCGUGUGGCUAAACUUAAAGAGCCAGCCAUCAAAUCACUCAAUUCCAUAAAAGACAUCAUUCUCAAGCAAUUCACUGACGUGUCUCACCAAUGUUUCCGAAACUACCCUGUUCUUCUAAAUACCACUAUGAACAAAAUCGACAAUAUUCAGUCAAGCCAGCAAGCCAAAACAGAGCAGCGGAUCAUGGAUCAGUUUGAAAUGGAAAGCAUGAUCUACACUCAAGAUCCCAUCUACUUGAAGUUCUUGAAUGAGAUUAGCAGCGAUAAAUUUUCAGAAGCGCAAUUACCUAUUGUGGUGCAGAGGAUGGCUGACCAACUGCCCAUGCUGAUCUCCUUCUACAUGCUAAAGGAGACUGCUCAGCUCCUGUGUACUGACAUGCUGAGUAUACUGGAAGGGGCAAACGUGAGCGAGCUCUUGUUUGAGGACUCUGAUGUCAGCAAAAGACGCAAAUACUUGCAGUCUCGUUUGGGCCGUUUGACCGCUGCUCAGGAAGCACUUAGUGAUUUUAUUUGAGAGAUCAGAGGAUGUUAUCUUACAUUAUACAUAAUGUAGCCUAUUUGACAGCUUGAUCCAUGAAAAUCUUUUGAGCAUAUGAACACAUAUUAUCCUAACCACCAUGUCACAGUUUUGCAAUAAUGUUAAAUAAGUUGGUGAUCUUUUUAAUACAGCCAACAACUUAAUCCAUAAAACUUUAUUCAGCAUAUACAUUUUUUAAUAUAUUGAUUGAUUUCUGUUGUUUCUUUAAACCAAAUACCGGCAGUGUAACCCUUUUACUGUAAUUAAUGAAUAACUAUUAGCCUUUCUUUAGCCUUGUAAGUGCAUAACCUUGUAUUGAAUUCUGUAUCUGGCAGAAUACAAAUACUUUUGAUUGUUUUCAUGUUGGCAGUAAUUUGUAUCCAAAAUAACAUUAAUGGGGCUAAAGGCCUCAGUGA